Molecule: messenger RNA, 1736 nt
Organism: Lagopus leucura (white-tailed ptarmigan)
Lineage: Eukaryota; Metazoa; Chordata; Aves; Galliformes; Phasianidae
Gene: POLE2
Product: DNA polymerase epsilon 2, accessory subunit
Exons: 19
Coding region: 1-1584 (527 amino acids)
Biological process (GO): DNA-templated DNA replication; error-prone translesion synthesis
Cellular component (GO): epsilon DNA polymerase complex
Molecular function (GO): DNA binding
Source: RefSeq, a predicted model, not a curated record
AUGGAGCCGGAGCGGCUGCGGCGCCGCCUGGGCUGCGCGUUCCGGGCGCGCGGGCUGAUGCUGCGGGCGGAAGCUGUAAAAUAUCUCACUGAAACUCUUCAGUCCCUCAAUGAAGAAGAGUUUGAGGACGUAAUUGACAGAAUCAUCGAUGCUGUUGAAAAACAGCCUUUGUCAACUAAUAUGAUUGAACUGUCCAUGGUGGAAGCAGCUGUCCAAGAAUGUAGCCAAGCAUCAGAUGAAACAAUAGAAAAUGUUUUCAACAUUAUUGGAGCCUUUGAUAUUCCACGCUACAUUUAUAAUUCAGAAAGAAAGAGAUUUCUACCUCUGUCAAUGACCAACUUUCCUGCACCAAAUUUAUUUGGAACUGCCAGAGAUAAAGCAGAGUUGUUUCGUGAACGCUACUCCAUCUUACAGCAGAGGACUCACAGACAUGAGCUGUUUACACCUGCAGCAGUUGUCGUCCAUCCUGAUGACAGUAGGAGCAAAUUCCAGCUUAAAACAGUAGAAACUCUGCUGGGCAAUACAGUGAAAGUGGGAGAAGUGAUUGUCCUUGGGAUGAUAACUCAGCUUAAGGAGGGGAAGUAUUUCCUAGAAGACCCUACAGGAGUUGUCCAGCUAGACCUUAGUAAAGCACAGUUCCACAGUGGUUUAUAUACCGAAUCAUGCUUCGUUUUGGCAGAAGGUUGGUAUGAAGAUGAAGUUUUUCAUGUGAAUGCUUUCGGAUUUCCGCCUACUGAGCCGUCUGCUACCACAAGAGCCUUCUAUGGGAAUAUAAACUUCUUUGGAGGUCCUUCCUCAACUUCAGUAAAGGCUUCCACAAAGCUGAAGCAGCUGGAGGAUGAAAAUGAGGAUGCCAUGUUUGUAUUUCUUUCCGAUGUGUGGCUGGACCAAACUGAAGUACUAGAAAAGCUGCAUACAAUGUUUUCAGGUUAUUCCUCUGCUCCUCCAACCUGCUUUUUCUUUUGUGGAAAUUUCUCAUCUGCACCAUAUGGAAAAAACCAAAUUCAGUCUCUGAAAGGUUCCUUGAAGGCUCUUGCAGAUAUAAUAUGUGAAUAUCCCAGCAUUCAUAAAAGUAGUCGAUUUGUGUUUGUUCCUGGCCCUGAAGAUCCUGGUCCUGGCUCUGUUUUACCACGACCUCCUCUGGCUGAAAACAUCACUCAGGAAUUCAGGCAGCUGGUGCCAUUUUCAGUUUUCACCACAAACCCUUGCAGGAUUCAAUAUUGCACACAAGAAAUCAUCAUCUUCCGUGAAGAUUUGGUAAACAAAAUGUGCAGAAACUGCGUCCGCUUCCCUAGCAGCAGCAUGGACAUUCCCAAUCAUUUUGUAAAGACCAUAUUAUCACAAGGACACCUGACACCACUUCCACUGUAUGUUAGCCCUGUGUACUGGGCCUACGACUACGCCCUGAGGGUUUAUCCUGUGCCAGACAUGCUCGUCGUUGCGGAUAAAUACGACCCCUUCACUGUCACCAACACUGACUGCAUUUGCAUAAAUCCUGGUUCUUUUCCAAGGAGUGGGUUUUCUUUCAAGGUAUUCUACCCCUCCAACAAGACUGUUGAAGACAGCAAGCUUCAGGGUCUCUGACUUCCUCCAAGACUACAAAAAGAGACUGAGCCUUUGUGAGGCCAACUGCAGCACUCGUUUAGAUGGAUUGAUUUUAUGAUGUUUUGCAGGCUGUUCAUAAUAAAUGUCAAAGCCAUGCUUAUUUUGUAUGAAAAUAAACUUUUACACAAAAA